UAGUCCAGUCACAGCGGUUAGCUGCGGUAAAGCGCGGAGCAGUGUUUACUUUUACACAAACUGAAAUCAUAUUCAUAUUCAUCACUGUAUAAUUCGCGUGUUGACGAUGGCAGGAACUCUUGCACGUAAAGCCGUGGAUCAUCUCCGCAGUAAAGAGUUCAGAGAGUAUCUCAUGAGCACGCACUUCUGGGGUCCGGUGGCCAACUGGGGUUUGCCCAUCGCUGCCAUCAGUGACAUGAAGAAGAGCCCCGAGAUCAUCAGCGGCAGGAUGACCUUCGCUCUGACCUGCUACUCGCUGCUGUUCAUGCGCUUCGCCUAUAAGGUCCAGCCGAGGAACUGGCUUCUGUUCGCCUGCCAUCUGACCAAUGAGAUGGCCCAGCUCAUCCAGGGCAGCAGACUCAUCCGAUACAACAUGGAGAAGAAUACGGCCAAGUGAUGAGGUUUCAGCCCCUCGGCCUCUUCAGAUCAAACUCUCUAUUCUGUUUAAUGCAAAUAAAUAAUCACAGAUGAUCCGUUUUACGCUGUUUUCUGUCUCUGUUACACAUGUAUGAGAUUUUAAGCCUUACAACACAGUCCUGGAAGUUUCAGUAGAAUUAUUUGAUUAAUUUAUUUCCAUUCAUAAUGAAAUCGGUGUGUAAACUAAUUAUGAUUAAAAAUAAAAAAUAAAACUAAUAAUG
This is a messenger RNA of Pimephales promelas (fathead minnow), 677 nucleotides long. Lineage: Eukaryota; Metazoa; Chordata; Actinopteri; Cypriniformes; Leuciscidae. The record is from RefSeq and is a predicted model, not a curated record.